AUGGAUGAACAACCAAUAAUUGUUGAAAAUGUUGUUGGCAGACAUGAUAGUGGUAAAUUUCUUGAAUAUGAUUGCAAAAAAUCACCAAAUUAUGUCACAAAUUUGGUGAAAUAUUCUUUGUUACUUGGAGCUGAAAAAGUCUUAUUGGGCCGAAAAACUCAAGAAGCAUUUUCAAGCUCUAGCUUAAGUUCAUGGACCGAUGAGGUGACCGCUUGCGAAAAAAGGAGAAGCAAAGGAAAAUCAGUCCUUCUCGAUGACAAAUUAGCAUGUGGAACGUCUAGGAACUUUGGUAUCGAGACAAGUAAAGAGCAUUUUAAUUCGUUCGAUUUCACUUCAUUUUUAGCAAUAACAAUGCUCAAACUUUUCGGAAUUCAAAUGAAUAUCCUAGUAAAACUUUUCACAUUUCCAAUUUUCUUGAUGAACUUUUGGAUAAUGGUAUUGACAUUACCAUUUAACACACUAACCUAUGCCAAAAACAAUUUUAAAAAGCAACUAAUUAAUCUUGGUACAAAAUCUUGGUCAAAAAUGAUGUCUUUUGUAUUCAACCAAAUUAAGGCCCAAAAAUCUUUGUUAAAGUUGUCAGUAAGGUUUUGUUGGGCUUUGUUUUGGGCUGCUUAUGUUUGUUUUCUGCUAGUUGGGCUUUUGGUAAUGGGCUUUGUAGUAAGUGGGCUUACUUUGAGACGUUUAUUGGAAGAACCAAUUGAGACUACAAAGGCCUUGAAUUUUGAUUAUACAAAAACAAGCCCAGUUGCUUUUGCACCUUUUGCAUCUAAUGGGCUUUCUAAUCCAUUGAUUUCAAAGCCCAAAAUUGAAGACAGGCCCAUACCAUAUAAUCACAAGUUGCAGCUUACUGUUUCAUUAGCCAUGCCAGAAUCUGAGUACAACAGGAAGCUUGGGAUUUUCCAGGUAAGGGUGGACUGUUUAUCAUCAAAUGGCAAAGUAACAGCAACUUCAAGCUAUCCAAGCAUGUUGAAAUUCAAAUCACAACCAAUUCGAUUAGUCGAAACAGCAAUCAAAUCAAUUCCACUUGUUACUGGAUUUCAAUCAGAAGUACAAAAUCUUAAACUUGUUAUAAAUGAUUUCACAGAAGGUUUUGAGCCAACAGCAUGUUUUAAAGUUGUUAUUGAAAAAAGAGCAGAGUAUCAACCAGAAGGUGCUGGUAUACCAGAAAUUUAUUCAGCAACAUUACAUGUGGAAACAGAGUUGCCACAAAUUAAAAAAAUCAUAUGGAUUUGGAGAAGAACUGUUUUUGUGUGGAUUGGGAUUUUCGCCUUUCUGAGUCAACUGAGUUUUUCUUUGAUAUUUUGUCGAACCUUGAUUUUACCUGGAAGAAGGAUUAUGAGUGUUCUUGGAAAUAAAAAAAAUGUCCAAAAGAACAAAAUUUCAUGGUAG
Messenger RNA from Solanum verrucosum, 1392 nucleotides. RefSeq names its product seipin-2-like. Gene Ontology annotation, biological process: lipid storage; lipid droplet organization. The transcript is spliced from 2 exons. Gene Ontology annotation, cellular component: endoplasmic reticulum membrane. NCBI's taxonomy places the organism in Eukaryota, Viridiplantae, Streptophyta, Magnoliopsida, Solanales, Solanaceae. The record is from RefSeq and is a predicted model, not a curated record. Bases 1 to 1392 code for a protein of 463 amino acids.